AUAAACAAAUCCCAUCUCCCCAAAUUUUCAUAAGGGCUAUAUAUAAGCUAGCUUAUUAGAAGUUGAGUAAAAAUAAGAAAAACCCCUCAUGAUGAAAAUCGACAAAGAGAUUUCUCACCCAAUCCAUCCACUGCACAAGCUAAAGCUUGAAUACACAGAGAUCCCAUUCAAUUGUGAUGGGUGCAAAGAAGCUGGUAUUGGCCUCAAAUACAAAUGCCAGCAAUGCGAGUUUGACUUACAUAAGGCCUGUGCUGUGGCACCCCCAACUAGUAUUAUUCAUCAUCCUUUUUACGAGAAAUGUGAGUUCCAAUUUCACUAUAAUCCCCCUGGUGCAGCCAGGAGAAUAUGUGAUGCAUGUAGGAAAGAUGUUCUGGGGUUUGUGUACCACUGCAAAAGAUGCGGUUUUGAUCUUCAUCCUUGCUGUGCUAACCUCCCACAGGUCCUAAACGAUGGGGAAUACAACAUUUACUUGUGCCUCAAGCUCUCUAGUUCAUGCCAUCGUUGUGGGUGCAAAGGACAUGGUUGGUCUUAUAGGUCCCACUGCAAAACCUAUCACCUACAUGUGUCAUGUGUUAAGGAGUUGCUUGUGGAGAACUGGCAGGCUAUGUAUCUUAAUGUAGACAAGAACAAGGUCAGGGAAAUGCAAACUAGGAUCCCAAGCCUUAAAGGGACACUUAAAAACUAUCAUGGUCAUGGAGCAGGGAGAGGAGGAAAGGUGAGCAAGUGCUGUCAGAUUGCUGGUGGAGCUGUUCGUGUUAUUGUCUCUGCCAUCUUGGGGGAUCCUACAGCUAUAAUAGCUGCAGUGGUUGGGGGUUUCAUAUCCAAGUAGGUAGAACUGAGCAAAACACCAACGAAGAAAUUAAUGCAUAUGAUAUAUAUGUAAUUAUUAAAGUCUCUUCUGUUCUGCAUGUAUAACAUUCACGUGUGAUAUUACGAAGUUUAUAACAUAAGUUUUACACAUCGAUGCAUCACAAAUCACACAAAAAAAAUUCAUUGCUUAUAUUAUUGAAGUAUAGUCAAUCAUAUUCAUUGGAACGGAACGAAAUUAAUAACGUUGUAAUUUAUAACUAUAUUUUUAUGUUGGCUUUAA
This is a messenger RNA of Quercus robur (English oak), 1090 nucleotides long. RefSeq lists its product as uncharacterized. The record is from RefSeq and is a predicted model, not a curated record. The coding region runs from base 89 to 829 and encodes 246 amino acids. The transcript has a single exon. NCBI's taxonomy places the organism in Eukaryota, Viridiplantae, Streptophyta, Magnoliopsida, Fagales, Fagaceae.